AUGUCCGCCGUGCUUUGGAGCGCACUUCAGUUUGCCGUCGUCUCGUACGGAUGUGUCCGUGUGCUCAAAUUCCUUUUCAUCAUCACGAAAAGUUUCGUCGUCCAUUUUCUGACGCCACAACACAGUUUGGAUUAUCUGAAGGACACUUGGACAGGUUAGACAUCGUUUUCUCACUUUGCCCUAGAAAAUUUCGCCUGUCGGCCGAUAAAGAUACAGAAAAUAGACUGCAAAGCAGAAAGUACAACGUCUGUCAAACGACGUAAACUAUGCAUUAUAGUUGUCACCGGUGCCACCGAUGGAAUCGGAAGAGCGUACAUCGAAGAGUUGGCCAAGACCCGAGGAAUCAGAAAGUUCUACAUGAUCGGACGAAACAUUGACAAAUUGAACAAUACUCGCAAAGAACUAGAAGAACGCUACAAAUGCGAAAUUCGAUGCCACGUUCACGAUUUUGAGAAGGAUGACUUAGCCAACCUCCCACACGACCUGACAACACUGGACAUUGGAAUUUUGAGUAAGUUCGCAGUAUUGUGAACUCAAUCAAUGCUGAAAUUCCAGUUAAUUGUGCGGGAAUCGCUCCACAUGUCAUUGGAACACUGACCGAGCUGCCUGAGGGAUUGGCGUCCAAGAUUCUCCGUGUUAACUUGAUGUCUUCAGUGAAAGUGAGCAAAAUUUAGUUUCGAAAUCUGAAUGUUUCGUUUUAGAUGGUUGAAUUGGUUCUCCCGAGAAUGGUUGAAAGGAAGCAGGGAAUUAUCGUCAAUAUCUCUUCGAUGACCGUGUGUUUUUGAAAAGAUAACGGAUAAUAAAGUGCAUUCUUGCAGGGAUGGAGACCACUCCCAUACAUCAGUUCGUACCCGGCCAGCAAAGCGGCACUUUCCUUCUUCUCCGAUGCCCUUUCCGAUGAGUACCGUGGUUCUGGCGUACGGGUUCAGGUUAGUAUAUCCACAUCAUUUGAUAAAGAACGUGAUGUGGAAUUUUUGGCGAGUAGGGUCGUAGCAAUUGUAUGCUACAACUCGACAAUAUUUGAAAACAUAACGCUUCAGAUAUUGAUCUCAACUGUUUUUUCAGUGCCUCAUCCCAAUGCUCGUUGCUACCAAAGUUGCUUCGUAUGAAGCUGAAGAAGCCAACAACGUGUUCGUGGUGACUCCAGAAAACUUUGCCAAGCAGGCUGUCAGAAUCAUUGGAACAUGGGAGAUCACCACUGGAUGCGUGCAACAUGAUGUUCAGGUACUAUUUGAUAACUCAAACCAUACCUAUUCGAUCAUUCAGAUUGCUCUUGGAACGCUUUUCUCCUUCUGGUUCUUCAAAGUACUGUUCGUUCCGAUUGUGAUGCUUGGAGUGCACAAGCAGCGUGUCGCUUCGUAUCAGGCCAAGAACCAGCGGAAGAAUGACUGA
Messenger RNA from Caenorhabditis sp. 36 PRJEB53466, 1392 nucleotides. The record is from the annotation of a GenBank genome assembly. Lineage: Eukaryota; Metazoa; Nematoda; Chromadorea; Rhabditida; Rhabditidae.